Molecule: messenger RNA, 1863 nt
Organism: Dioscorea cayenensis subsp. rotundata (Guinea yam)
Lineage: Eukaryota; Viridiplantae; Streptophyta; Magnoliopsida; Dioscoreales; Dioscoreaceae
Exons: 5
Coding region: 249-1727 (492 amino acids)
Source: RefSeq, a predicted model, not a curated record
GUUCGAAACGUAGAACAUUUAACUCUCCGCUCCAACAGUUCUCAUGGCGUUGGAGCUCCUUCAUUAAAUCAAGAAGCUCCACUGCCUCUGAUUCCAAUGGCUCCUUCCUCUCUCCACCUGCUCCAAUAGAAAGAUUUCAGCUCUUCAUCUCUUCCUUGAUCUCAAACUCAUUGUAAUUUUCAGGGCGAUUGUUGAUACAGCAGUAACAAGUGUGUGUGUGUGUGUUUUUUUUAUUCUGCAUUGCUUCAAUGGCGGCAUUGGCGCCAGGGGUGCUGUUGAAGCUUCUAAAUGCCAUGAAUUCAGGUGUAACAAAGCCGGUCGGGGAGCACCGGAGCGCUCUUUUGCAGGUUACUGACAUAGUUCCGGCAGACCUCGACGAAAAAGACCUAUGGCCGAAACAUGGAUUCUACAUCAAAGUCUCUGAUUCAUCACACUCCAUCUAUGUCAGUUUGCCAUUUGAUCAAGAUGACCUUGUUCUUAGCAACAAGAUUCAGUUAGGCCAAUUCAUCUAUGUAGAUAGACUAGAGUCAGGAUCCCCUGUUCCGAUGAUCAUCGGCGUGAAACUGUUGCCUGGAAGACACCCUUUAGUCGGCACUCCUGAACCGAUAACUCGAACAAAAGGCAAUGUAGAUAAAUCAUCAGUAAUAGCUAUGCAUAGGAGAGGCUCUUGGGGACCAGAACAACAAAACCAUGAGUCUUCUCCUAAGGUUGUUAAGCCAUUGGUAUUGGAUUUUGAAGAAGAGAGUAAUUGUAGUACACCAGCAAGGGAAAGAGGAAAGCCGUGUUUGAUGUCGCCGAUGAUCCCCGGGAAGUCGGGAAUGUUCUUGAGAUCAUCUGUGAGUGGUGCUAUGGUUUCUAAAGGAGAGACCUUGGCUAAGAUAAGGAAGAGCUGCAUUGCUUCAAGGAUUCCAAGGAGCAAGAGCCCCUUCUCUAGUGAGAAGAACACAAUUACUACUCCUCCAUCCAAGUUGAGAAGAAAUCCUGCUACUGAGGAACAAAGCAAAACAAGUUCAGGAUUAUUACUGCCUGGAAAGCUUAGUACAAUUGGAAAGGAGGCUAUACAGAAUAGAGAAGCAGCUCAAAAGGUGGCUCUCCAAGCACUAAGAGAUGCUUCAGCUACUGAAACUUUAGUCAGAGUCCUAAAGAUGUUCUCAGACUUGAGUUCAUCUGCGAAAACAGAUGCUCCGGCAGCUUCUUUCGAUCGGUUUCUGAACUUCCACCAAGAAAUAACUCAGGCUGUUACAGAUAUGGAGGCAAUUCAAGCUGCCACUUCCAUUACAGCAACAAAUGAGAAAGAAGCUGCAGAUAAUUCAUGUGUUCUUCAUGAAUUACCACACAAUUCAAUUGACCAGAAUUUAAGUGCAUCCAAGAGAAGAGCAACAGCAGUAACUCUGGCAAAGAAUUUAAAAUCAAAUAGUAAUUCCAAUCAGAAGCCAUGCACAGACAUGACUUGCAGCAGUUUGGUGAAGUCCAUCAAAUUGGCCAAAGAGAUUGAAGCUGAAUCUGGGAAUUGGUUUAUGGAAUUCCUGGAAAUGGCACUGGAUAAAGGAAUGAAGAAAACAAAGGAUUCUUCAAAGGUGUCCAUUAAUGGCAGCUGCCCCCAGUCACUGAUACUGAAAGUUAUCAACUGGGUAGAAGUGGAGCAAAGUGACAGUAGUAAGAGACCAGUUCAUCCUAAAGCUGCACAAUUAGCUAGAAAAUUAAGGAUCAAAGCAAAGAAUCCUUGACUGUUUUUAAUAUUUUUUUAUAAAUAUUUUUGGGUUGUAUUUGUUGUUCAUUAGAAACAUAUACGUUUGAUCUUUGUGUGUUUACAUAGAUGACUUCUCUUUGCCUGAAUAAUGUUAAGUAGCUGUGUAUUUUUGU